UAGCUGCGAUCUCCAGUAAUGGCGGUGUUUUACAGAUCUAAUCGGCUGCGGUGAACCGCCACUCCGUGCGGAAGAGGAAAGAGGAGUGGUUGUUUUGUUUUUGUUUGUUUUUUGUCUUUGCUGAAAUUAAUGUAGCUGUUAGUGAGCUGACUUUAGCUUUACGUCGCCAGCUUUACUUCAACACAACGGUUGUUUUAGGUUAACGAUGUGCAACGGCUGUGUGCAGAAAGAGUACCCCGACCGGGGGAACACUUGUCUGGAGAAUGGCUCCUACCUGAUGAACUACCUGGGCUGUGCCAACUGCCAUCAGAGGGACUUUGUGCUGAUCAGCAAUAAAGCCACAGAGGACGAUGAUGGAGAGGAGAUAGUCACAUAUGACCAUGUUUGUAAAAAUUGCGACCAUGUCAUCGCCAGCCAUGAAUACACAUUCUCCGUUGUUGAUGAAUAUCAGGAGUACACUAUGCUCUGCAUGCUGUGCGGAAAAGCAGAGGACUCCAUCAGUGUGUUACCCGAUGACCCCAGACAGUCUGCACCUCUCUUCUAGACCUCAAACCUGCAGGCCAUGAUUCACUUUUUUAGAUCGGGUGUCGCCACCAUGGACAUGCUGCACUGCUUCAGGGUUUCACACAUUUUUUAUCAUUUUACGCACAUAUAUGUAACACCGCAUUUUAAAGGUCUUGGCUGUUUAUGGACUGCUGUAUAUGCUGAUAUCGGUGGAGUAAGGCAUGUAGCUGUUUAUUAACUUCCAUGACAACAACAAACAUUAUGUAUGUCAAUUGAAAUUGUACUUUAAAUAAAUAAACAUUUUUUAAGAGUUUUA
Dicentrarchus labrax (European seabass) is the source of this 820-nucleotide messenger RNA. RefSeq names its product churchill domain containing 1 (gene churc1). Gene Ontology annotation, biological process: fibroblast growth factor receptor signaling pathway; multicellular organism development; positive regulation of DNA-templated transcription. The record is from RefSeq and is a predicted model, not a curated record. Lineage: Eukaryota; Metazoa; Chordata; Actinopteri; Moronidae. Gene Ontology annotation, molecular function: zinc ion binding. The transcript is spliced from 4 exons. The coding region runs from base 206 to 544 and encodes 112 amino acids.